CUUAAUCACAGUUAUUUAAGUCUUUGCUAACUCUAGUAUCUGAGUUACCUGUGGGUCUGUUUUUAUUGAAUGCCAGACAUUGUGCAAAAACUGUGAAGACUCAUGAUGUUUUCUUCCACCAGAGAGGUUACAUCGUAUGCUCUGCUAGUCAAAUAGAGUGUGAAGAUGACCACCUUAAUGCAUUCAGGGCCUGUGCUUAGUUGAGGCUGGCUUGCAGGUUUAUUAGACCCAAACUGUGUCUAGUUUAUCUUUGUUCAUAGUGCAUAACCCUCUUCAACUGUCUUUGUUUCUCAGCACAGACAGGCUAUAGGAAAUUCCACCUUGCUUUUCAGUAUUUUUGAUUCACAGUUUUAGCCUAUUGCUCCUGGGAGAUUCAGACUUUGGCAAACAUCUUGAGCAAGAAACCCGCUGUCUCUAAAGCCCUUCAAAUCUGUAAUUAUGUUACAUUUGCUGUAUGCAACCACCAAACUACUACUGGUUCUUCUGUCAUGAACAGUCAUAAGGGAUCAAGCUUAAAUCCUGAGCCUUUAGCCACAUCCAAAUCAACAAGUGCUGUAGGAAGAAGAGAGGAUGUAAAUCAUUGGUGUUAGUUUAGUUCACAACUUCAGUCUUUUUGCUUCUAGGCUGUUCUUUGGGGUCUCCUUCCUCUGUCAGGCUGUUGUCUUCUCAAUACUAAGAGAAGAAAAUUACACUAUAUUUUUUUCAGAAAUUUAGCUCUUUAGCCUCCUGCCCAACAAAACUAAAACUUUGGCUCUUACUUGAGGAGGAAACUAGUUGUAUGUUGAGGUUCCUUAAGUCUCUAGUUUGUCACUCCAGCUCUGUGCAACCACAAAAAACUCUGUUUGUCCUUCAGCAGUGCUUCUCUGCCUGCAUAAAGCCCAAAUUCUCAGCCUCUAACCUGUACUCCAGGAGAAAAAAUGACCACAGAUACUCAGCUCACCUCUGAAAGUCUCAUGACUUCUGCAGCUCUCUCACACUUUCUCAAUUAUAAGUUUUUAUUUUAUUCAGCUCUUCUGAUUCUCAGUGGAAUUUCUUGAAGCAGAAAUCUCUACCUCUUCAUUUUUUGAUGGUACUACCACAACAUCCUAUCUUUUCCCUACCGUCAAGUCCAUCAUCCACAGAAGUGUGAAAGUAUUCCAACCCCAAAUCUGAUCUUGUGGGUUAUCAGCUUUAAAAUUUUUAAAUAGUUGCCCACAGCCUCAGCAGUGGUUUUGCAGGGGGACCUACGGAAAAAAGAAGGGAGAUGCUAAUGGUUUAGCCUUUGGACCCUAACUUUAACUUGGACCCACUUAUAACUUCAAACAGUGAAGCUCAUUUUUAUCUGAUAUGUAUAUCAGGACCCUUUGGGUUCUCAGGUUCUUUCCCCUUGUUUAAAUCAUGAACCAACAGAAUAAAGUAUCAAGUCCUCAAGACUCUUGUGGUAAAUUUUAGCUUGCAUCUCCAGUCUCAUCUGCCAUUCCCGACUCCCACCAAACUGCCUGCAGUUCUCAUUGGAUCCCAACCUCUCCCCACUUCCAGUAUAGAAUGGUGCUUCUCAUUCUCAGAUUUUGGUCAAAUUGUUCAUUCUGCUUAAAAUGCCCUCUUUCCCUAUCUUUUAAAUCUCUGAUUUUUAUGUCACUCCUUUUCUUAGCUGUUAAGGAAAUAAUAGUUCUCAUCAAUGUUACCAUGAUUCCCAGUGUGCAUCUUUAUGCUUGCUGGGAUCUACAGUGUCUGGCACACAAGUACUUAAAUAGUUGUUCACUAAACGAAUGAGAGAACUAGGCUUUGGAAGAUACUUAGGGUUCUAAUUGGCAUAUUUACAUAGGGAAGACAUUAAUGAAAACAGGAGAAUCCAAACAAAGGUAAUAAAGUAGAAAUAAGUGAGAAUGGCAUUGGCAGUCCAUGUGCAAUGAAUGAGAGAAAAGAUUAGGUGGAGAACAUAGAUCUGCUGGAUAUGAAAUCUUGGUUUGAUAGCAAGUAAGAAGUGUGUAAGUUUUUAACCAGCCAAAUGAUAUAAUGAAAGCAUUUGCUUGGGGAUAUUCACUUAGCAGAGUAUGCAGUUGGAAUUGGAAUAGUCUAUCAAGGUAGAAUCCUUAAAGUCAUUCUUGUGUUCUAUGUACUUAACCAGUCAAUGGAAUCUUGCCCAUUAUUCUUAGGCCUUUGGAGUAUGAGCCAUGGCACCAUGUUACUUCAGAAUCUCAGACCCUCUUUCUUGGAUUACAGCAACAGUUUCCUCACACCCAUCAUUCUCUGUGCUCCUACUAAAGGGAUUUUUAUAAAAACAAGUUAAUUGUGCCUGUAACCUGCAUAAAAAGUUGUUUAGCUAUAUUUUCCUAACACACUUAACAAAUUAUACAUAGUCCUUUACAACCCAACCCCACUCAAAUUUAAAGAGGUUUGUUUCAUACCACUCCUUUUCACAUAUAUUUUGUUUUCAUAUGUAUACCAUGCCCUCAUAAAUAUCUGUGACUUGCACAUACCGUUUUCCUUUUCUGGAAGGCAUCUCAACCUUUCCCCACUUGAAAAAACAGUUCAAAUGUCACCUACUCUAUGAAGCCAUCCCCUACUUUCCCAGGUAAAUUUAAAUGGAUGAUCGGGCCUUAAUCGUAUUUGUAUGUAUUAUUUAUUUAUUUUAUGGAGAUGGGGGUCUCACUGUGUUGCUUAGGCUGGUCUCGAACUCGUGGGCUCAAGUGAUCCUUCCCAGUGAGCCACUGCACCCAACCAUAUGUAUUUUUAGAACUUAGCACAGUGUCUGGCACAGUAUUGGCCUCUCCUAGGAACUGAGUUUUUAAAAAAUAAUCACUAAAAGAUGAAUAUUGCUAUUGUGUUUUACAAGAAGACUAAGAUAAUAUAUAAGUUAAAAAAUGAGUACCGCCCAUGCACUCCUGCAAUACUCAGAUACAAUCACUAUUAAACCAAAUUUUGUGUACUAUUCUGCACUCUUACUUAUGCAUGCACACUCAUGCAUAUGUGUAUGUGUAGUUCUUUAAAUUCAAACCUAUGUUUUUGGGUGACUGAAUACUUAUUAAGAGAAAGGGUCUUGCUAUGUUGUCCAAGCUAGAUUCAAACUUUUGGGCUCAAGCAAUCCUCCUGCUUCAGCCUCCCAAGUAACUGGGAAUACAGGCAUGUGCCACUGCCCUGGCUUAAGAUAUUAUUUUAGUAAGCCACUCAGUUAAAUAAGAAGGUAUUUAUGGGGACUGGAAAUAAUAGAAUGUGAGCAGGUGUUUAAGAAAACUACAGCUUCAUGACUGAUUUACCUAUCCUGUAUCUACAUAGAGUCAUAUAUAACUUCAAAGCUGCAAACUGUGGAUUCAGAGGUGGCAAUUUUUGUUAUUAACAUGCUAACAAGGAAGAUAUCCUUCCUAUUAUUUAUACAGUUUUCAUAGCUGUACAGUAGAAAUCAUAGCACCUUAGAGGAUUUAUGAAAGGAUUAGUGAUAAUGUAUGUAAAAUACUUGGCAUGUAGUUUAGCAAUAAAUUAUAAUUAUUACCAUUUGUAUUGAUCAGGUACUUUACCAUGAUAUGAGGGCAGACACAUUAUAUUGUCUUAUUAACAGCAUUAUUCCUUCAAUACAAUCAUUCUGGAUUUCUUCCAAUCUUUAAGUUAGCUUUCUGUAAUAUGAAGUCAGCUUUCAGUAACAUCCAGUAAUAUGAAUUGGGGUAUUAUACAUUUGCAUAAAAUUAUAGCUGUUCUUUUUGCUUGUUCUACCUCCUGCUGACUCAUAGAAUCGGCUUUAAAAUAGACAAGCUACAUUUAUUUUUUGUAAUCCUGCUACAGCAAUGGCUUAAAAUAAUUCUGAUAUGCCCUUAAUAAUUAAGGCUGCAUGCAGACUUUGUUCUAAUUGAGAAAUAUUUCACAGAUAAUAAUAAUUUCGGGUAGCUGCGAACUAUUAACAUGCAACAGGUCUUUCUUCUAAUUUCUCUAUUUCUCUUUCCCUUCCUUCUUUUUGUAUAUUGAUUUUAAAGGCAAACUCCAGUGGCAUGAAAACAGACUCUGUCAAUAAAAAUGGUUUGAAAGAAAAAAUUAUACAAGUAGUUUUCCAUACAUAAUUUAUUAAAAUCUUGAUUCACAGAAAAAAUAAGCUAGGAGAUAUUCAAGGUGUAAAUUUUUUUCUCAUUGCUGCAAUGCACUGUUAUACUUUUAUUCCUUUUGUGUCUUUAUGCUUUGUUCCCCCAAUCACAGUGUAAGCUCUUUGGGGCAGGAUCAAUGUCUUAUGCUUUUUGUGCCCCUUUCAAGUGCUUAUCACAGUGCUAUGUAAUUGCUUAUGAGGAAAUUGUCUUUAAAUGUGGUGUCCAUAGUAUGAUCUUAUUUCCAGAGAUAUUUUACUUAGAAGUUCAGAAUCACAUCUAUUUAUCCUGCUAAAACCUAUUAGGUAAUUGCUCCUGUUGUAGCUAAAUUAUUUAUCUAUUAUAAUUACAAAAGCCAAGACUGCUUUCUCUUAGCAACAUUUUUUCUUCAUUUGAGUGAUAUCUGUGCAUCUAACUCCAUUAUUCAGCAGGGAAUUAUCCAGGUUUCUGGCUGCUCCUGCUGUUUAUUGGCACUACCUUCUGCUUUACCAAUGUGCAAGUAUCAAUGAACCAUAAUCAUUACUUUCAUGUAUAUGUAUAUUUCAGAAUUUUACAUGGUUUCCAUCUCCACACACUGGCAAAUGUGUCCUAUUGGCAAAUGACACUUCUAACAGGUAGUUGUUCUAUGGGGCUAAAUUUAUAUAUAAGUAAUUCGUGCAGAUGGUAAUCUUUUCACACUAUUCAUCUCUCUCUAUGUAUCUAUAUGUCUGUCUCUCUGUCAUCUAUCUAUCUAUCUAUCUGUCUGUCUAUCUGUCUGUCAGUUCACCCAUCCGUUUGUCUCUUCAUCUAUCUAUUAUGCUCAGUGUACUGUGCUAGGUACAAUAGGGGAUAAAAGAAGGCAUAAGAUUUAGGCUUUUCCUAAUAUAACUUACCAUCUAUUGAGGAAAAAAAUAUGUAUACAGAGAGAAAAAGAUCAGAAACCAAAGUGGUACAUGAUGUCACAAGUAAGUGAUGUGAGCUCACACACUAUAGAUGAUCCAAUAAAGAUAUUUUGGGCUGGAAUGAUGUGGCAUGUUCACUGAGUCUGAGUGAUCUGAUACAAAUGAAAAGCACAGGACAAUGAAUUGCAAUUUUUACCUACACAACUUACUGUUGGGAACCUUAUGAGUUGGGCUUUCUGAACUUCAUUUUUCUCCUCUGGAAACUGGGAAUAAUGAUCAUGACAAUACCUUCUCUACCUUUUUCUUUGCUAUUUGAAUCAUACAGUCAAAUAAAGUUAUUCAAAAACUUCUGAAAAUAUUAAAGUGCAAUCCAACUUCAGGGUGUGUUCUUUUAAUUUUUCAUCAACUACCACAAUGUUUCUGCUCAAAUAUUACUAAUUUAAGAAAUAUUAAAAGUUCAACAGGAAGAGAGGAGCAAUGCUGGUUAUGUAAUAUGUGUGUUUGCAUGUUAAUAGGAAAAGAAAAAUUUGUCAGUAGCAUGAAAUCUGCCAAUGGUGGGAGUAUUUACAUCAUAGAACUCAGCAAACACCACAAAUUGGGGCUUUCUUUUUUGGAGAGCUAUUUACCAGCAUAUUACUGGCCUGAACAAAAGCAACAGCAAUGGGACUAGAGAGGAGGGAAUACAUACUAGAGGGAUGAAUGAGGUAGAAUCAGCAAUACUCAUCAUCAGUUGGUUAAUGGCAGGUGGAGUGUCAAUGGGGAGAUUCUAAAAUGAUUUAUCAAGUUACUGAUUCAGAUGAUUAAAGAGGAAAACUUGUGCCUCUUACCAAGAGAAGGACUUCAAGAUGGGUGAAAGAUAGUGAAUUUUGUUCAGGGAAUGUUGAAAUUGAAGUACUUGUGGGACAUGAUGGUGACAAUGUACAGAAGACAGUAGUUAUGUGAAUAUGGAACUCAAAAGGUGAGGACUGGAUUCAAUAUGGCAGUCAUGAGGCUAUAACUAAUGGCUGAAGUCAUGGGACUAGAUGAACUUUACAACAAAGGGACCCUGGGAAAGGCUGCAGUAAGUCUUCAUGUUUUAUAAAGUAAUUAUAAACCAUGUCUUUUUGUUAAAAGACAGUUUUAGUGGAUAAAGUUGUUUCUUUGUAAAUUCUGCUUUUAGAAGUAAAAUUAUCACUGCAAUGUAAAUGAGUUUUAAGGAAGAUUGGUAUCUGAUGAAAAAUGUUAUGGAUUUGAUUUUUAAGGUCUUUACAGCAAGAUUUAUACAAAUGAAAGUUGAAAACAACAAAAAAUUUGUUUAAUAUCCAAAAGAAGUUUAUGUCAAACAUUUGAAAGAACAAAAACAUUCUAGAACAAAGAGGGAAACAAAUUACUUUAGAAAUCAACUUAAAUGUAACUUCUGUCUGAGCCCCAUGUUGUAAUUAUUUGCUACUUUGCCUCACCUUCGGGGCUGGGGGCGGGGGUGGGCUGGGGCACAACACUGUGUCUUUUAUCUAUGUGUAGGGCAUUGUACAUAGUAUAUACUCAGGAAGAAAACCUGUUUAUUCCAUGCCAGAAUGGGAGGUUUGAACAGAUGACCUGGAAGGUCCCUUUCAACCCUGAGAGUCUAUAAAAGGGAAGUGGUUAUUACCGCUUAAAAGAAGUAGGCUUAGUCCUACUUCCAGAGAGCCAAUGUUUUCAUAGUUACAGAAACGUAAUAGACUGUCAGCUCAAUAUGACACUGGUAAGAAGACUGUCGGCUCAAUAUGACACUGGUAAGAAUUUUCUAACAAUUACGGCUAUCCAACAGAAGAAAGGCUGUCUCAGAAGGUGGUUAGCUCUGAAACAACUGGUAUUUAAGGGCUGGAAGGACUCUUAGAUAUCUUUAGGUCUUCCUAAUCUUUUUCAUGCCAUUGCCUAUACAGAAAAUGGUAUUUCUAUAACACAAAUAAAAAAAUUAUACAGCAAUUUUUGACGCAUCAAUGUCUCAAGGCAUACUUGACACACGUUCUCAGGGCUUUGGUUGGGAAAACUGAUUUAGUCUAACAUCCUCGUUUGCGGAGGGGGAAACUGAAUCUUUAACGAGGGAAUGCAAUAUUCCCAAGUCAAGACGUUAAUACUGGAACUAGAACUGAGACUAGCGACUGUGGACAACUAGCCAGUUUCCUCUGCUCAAAUUAAGCAAGCUGGAGGCCAGACUGGUAGAAUAGUCUAAAGCUGUAUUACUUUAAAUGUGGUCUCAAGACCACCGACAUUAGAACUUGUUAAAUUCUGGGGAACUCGCUAAAAUGAAGAUUAAUGGGCCCCACAUAGACACACGGAAUUAAGCUCUGCGGUAAGGCCUUGGAAUCUGCAUUUCUAAGUUUGCGAAUCCCCGCUUCUCCCGGUACUAUUUCUGAACUCCGAGCUCCAGCCCUGGCUUGAACUGAGACGCUCCGCUGGGCGCGCAGCACCCGCCGAUCGGACCUCGGGGUCCUGGAUGCGGGACUGUCUGUUACGUACAGCCCUUGUGACCGUCACGGGCGGACACCGGCCAACGCCGGGUCGGGGUGAGGCCGCCGCCGCGGUCCCUCCAUCACCCUCCUGGCCCGGCAGAGGAACCCACUGCUCCGGGCGGCCGGGGCCAGAGGCGGCUCAGCAGCUCCGCCUCGAGGCCAGAGCCCUCGGCCGGCUAGCAGAUUGCGGUUUCCCUUCAUCUCCGCGGCUCCUAUUCCUCCCACGCAGGGCCGCCCACCGGGGGACGCUCUCCCGCGCCUGCGCCAAUUCCGCCCUGCCCCGCCCCCAUCUACCGACCGGAUGUUAGCAGAUUUCCCAUAGUGCCUCGCUAGUGGCGGGCAUGAUAACACACGCCGUAGGGUCGCAAGCGGUUCCAGUUGUGAUUGCUGGAGUUGUGUAUUGCCAGGAGGCUCUCCGAGAUUGGGGUCGGGUCACUGCCUCAUCCGCCGGAGCGAUGGCGUUUCUCCGAAGCAUGUGGGGCGUGCUGAGUGCCCUGGGAAGGUCUGGAGCAGAGCUGUGCACCGGCUGUGGAAGUCGACUGCGCUCCCCCUUCAGUUUUGUGUAUUUACCGAGGUGGUUUUCAUCUGUCUUGGCAAGUUGUCCAAAGAAACCUAUAAGUUCUUACCUUCGAUUUUCUAAAGAACAACUACCCAUAUUUAAAGCUCAGAACCCAGAUGCAAAAACUACGGAACUAAUUAGAAGAAUUGCCCAGCGUUGGAGGGAACUUCCUGAUUCAAAGAAAAAAAUAUAUCAAGAUGCUUAUAGGGCGGAGUGGCAGGUAUAUAAAGAAGAGAUAAGCAGAUUUAAAGAACAGCUAACUCCAAGUCAGAUUAUGUCUUUGGAAAAAGAAAUCACGGACAAACAUUUAAAAAGGAAAGCUAUGGCAAAAAAAAAAGAGUUAACACUGCUUGGAAAACCAAAAAGACCUCGUUCAGCUUAUAACGUUUAUGUAGCUGAAAGAUUCCAAGAAGUUCAGGGUGAUUCACCACAGGAAAAGCUGAAGACUCUAAAGGAAAACUGGAAAAAUCUGUCUGACUCUGAAAAGGAAUUAUAUAUUCAGUAUGCUAAAGAGGAUGAAACUCGUUAUCAUAAUGAAAUGAAGUCUUGGGAAGAACAAAUGAUUGAAGUUGGACGAAAGGAUCUUCUACGUCGCACAAUGAAGCAACGACGAAAAUAUGGUGCUGAGGAGUGUUAAAAGUAGAAGAUUGAGAUGUGUUCACAAUGGAUAGGCACAGGAAACCAGUUAGGUCUCAAUACCUGAAGCUAUUGUGAAAUUAAGAAAGGAUAAAAUUGGUAAACCUUUUAUAUUUAGUAUCUUUUUAUUCAGCUCAUGGACUUCUGCCAGUGUAAUACUUGCUUUGGAAAACCCAGAUAAAGGUUCAUGCAAAAUGUAUUUUGUGUUUAGGAACUACUGAGGAUCAGAGUAAUCCAUGCAAAUGUGAAUCAUUUUACCUUUGACAAAGGUAAAUCAGACUAUGAGGUUUUUUUUUUAUACAGGAUGAUGACUAUGGAAAAAGUAUUCUUGUUUCCUUAUAUUAUGGAGGCAGGAGUUUCAUUUUCAAAAUUGUUACAAAUUGUAGAAGCCACAGUGUUCUGUGAUAUAAGUGUGCGUUUUUCAAAAAGCAGGCAGAACUCAUCUAGGUAAAUUACAGUUCUUAGGUAUAAUUCACAUUAUAUUCAGAGUUGAUGGUUGUACAUGUAAGUGAUUGCUGGUUUUAGUUGCAACUUUGUAUAAAAGGGACUGAGAAAUUUAUAAACUUUUUUCUUACUGUCUUUUUUUCUAAAGUAAAAACUUAGAAAUUAUGUGCCAGAUUUAUGCAUAUUAUUUUAUGUUGCAUAGAAUAAAAUUUUUAAUCUUUAAUUUUACAUUUCCCAAAUAUAUUUUAAGACAAAACAUUUGUUUUAUAGCUUUUCCCUUUUUUUAAGUAAGGAAUUUUAUUUUUUUCUGAAUUAUUUUCUCUCAUGUGAAUAUAUUGAUCCAGAAAGAAAACUUCUAUUAUGUGUGUUUUAAAAUGAGAAAUCUAAAAAACGAAAAGUCUCCAAAGUCUCUGGAAUUUGAAACACUUUGCAUAACAUAUAAAAGCCUGUUUAAGAGACAGCCAGCUAUGGCCUGUGGGUCAAAUCCAGCCUGCUGCCUGCUUUUUAUGGCCUGUGAGCUAGGAAUUGUGUUUAUAAUUUUAAAUGUUUUUUUAAAAGACUUUUAUGAUACGUGAAAAUUAACAUGAGUAUUUAGUGUUCAUAAAUAAAGUUUGUUGAAACACAA
This is a messenger RNA of Pongo pygmaeus (Bornean orangutan), 9662 nucleotides long. It is a transcript of the gene TFAM, whose product is annotated as transcription factor A, mitochondrial. The record is from RefSeq and is a predicted model, not a curated record. Gene Ontology annotation, biological process: regulation of transcription by RNA polymerase II. Lineage: Eukaryota; Metazoa; Chordata; Mammalia; Primates; Hominidae. The transcript is spliced from 7 exons. Bases 7740 to 8594 code for a protein of 284 amino acids.